AUGAAUAAGUAGAUAGUAAUUAUACUUAGCUUAGUCCAUCUAUUACUCACUUAAACAACUAUCAACAAUAUAAGCUAUAUUUACUCUCCAUAAUUUUUAAAUGCAUAAAAUUUGAAUAAUGAAAAGUGGACUCCUCUUCUUAUUGAUAUUGAUAAAACAAACAAUCUUGUUUUUGUUUCUACUGGCUUUUCUGGGAUAUCUAUCCUCGAUAAGCAUGGAAGUAAAAUACUUUUCUCAAAGAGUAUUGAUGAUUAUUUUAUUUAGCACAUUCAAAUCUCAAAUAAUGCAUAGCAUUUAUUUGUAGGAUUUCAAACACAUUUGAGAGUGUAUAAAUUAGAUUUCUAAAUAAAUAAUUCUAAUGAAUUAGAUAUGAAGAGUUUCGUUUAACUGUAAGAAAUAGAAUUUUAAACAGGUAUCCUUAAAAUUCUUUAUUAGGAAUAGCAAGAGUUAUUGAUAGUCUCAGGAAAAUUUGGCAUAAUAAAUGCUUAUGAUACUUCAAAUAAGAGUUAAAUCUACCAAAUUGGAACUUUUACAGUUGAUAAUCCUCUUAUAAAUGGUCUUUUUCUCACAAAAGAUGCAUAAUGGCUUUAUGUAUCAGCAGACACUUUAGGAAUAGUUAUAUUUAGAUUGCAAGAUAAUUAUUACUAAAAUAAUUCUAAAGGCUAACGAUAACUUCAAUUUAUUGUUGCUGGAGAAGGAAUUUUUGGUACUUAAGCUAAUUUUUGCUAGACCACAUCUGAUUAUUAUGUUUUUUGCUUUGAUUUUUGGUAUGGAUUCUUUAUUUCUAAUUCUUAAUAAGUCAUUGAAGCUUAAUAAGAAUAAUACCCAGUUUAAAUUACAUUUUAAGGAUACUGGCCGUUUUCAUAGAUUGUUCCCACUAUAUAGUCAUUAAUGGUUAAUUAAUAAGAAACUCUAUUAUUAAUAGGAGUCAGGUCUUAAGGAAUUUAUAUAUUUGAUAUAACUAAAAGACCACAGAUUAGUCUUCUUUAGCAAAUCAAAGCAGAUUCUUUAGCCUACUCAAUAAAACUUUCUCAAGAUGAGAAAUAUCUAUAUUUAUCUAACUCUUAGUCUGUCUUAACUUACUAACAAGUAGAAAUAAGUUUGAAUAAUAACUUUCCUAAUUUAUUUAACAUUCAUUAAGCAAAAUUUGAUUAAUUAGAUUAAAUCACUCAUAAAUCAAGAUGCUAUAUUGAUUCUACUAAUUCUUACUUUAUUGGUGCUUUUGAUUCAGAUGGAAUAUUCGUCUUCCCAUUUUACAAAAAUCCAUAUAAACUAAAUAUUUCUAACUAUCAGAGCUAUCCUAUUGCAUCAGACUCUAUUUACUUUGAAUCAUCAAACAAGUACAUGAUUGUUCCUUAGAAAAUUUCUAAUUUUCCUCUUGAAAUUUACUAAUACAACCCUAUUAAUAGCAACUAAGAUCAAAGUAACAUAUCUUUAAUGAAUAUUAAACUAGUUAAGAAGUAUAACUCAAAUACUAUUAAAGUUAGUGAAAUGAUAACUUUUAGCUAUGAUAAAACAUUUGCUGUCUAAACCCAUUAAACAGGAUUGAUUCUAUAUAAUUCUACAGAUAUACUUAAUAUGUCUAUUUAUCAUUUAUGGGAAAAUCCUGAUUUUAUCUAAGGUGAAAACUAGGGCGCAUGUAUCACUAAAGAUAAUAAAUGGGUAUUAAGUACUGUUAGAUAAUUUGGGGUUUAUUUGCUAAAUGUAGAAGACAAGGCAAACCCUAUACUCUCUGAUUACAGUCUUGAUUUUGGUGGAGAGAGUAUUUUGAUUUCUUAAACUUUUAAUUAUGCCUAUUUGAUAGAUGGCGUAAAGGGAUUUGCAAUAGUAGAUAUUUCAAGUUUCCCUAAAAUAUCAAUUUUAUCUAAAAUUGCUUUAGAAGGAUAUGCGAUCAUGAGUCUACCAUUAUAAAAUGAAGAUUAUAUAUUGGUAACAUAAUAAGAAUAAGGAGUAUUACUCACUCUUAUUGACAUUAGAGAUAAACACUAUCCAUAUAUCAUAAAUAAAAUUAUGUAUGGAUCUUAAAUAUGUUAAGCCAUUUGUAUGCCAUAAACCUAGGGUUUUAUUUUCCUUACAUUAUCCUAAGGAAUUUUAACAAUCCCCAUGUAAAGUGAAAUUUAAAUUCAUACUGACGCAAAUCUUAUUACGUUAAAUCAAAGCAGUGGAAUACCUAUAAAUGAAAGAUUGAAUAAAAGUGAUUUAUCUCUGUAAAUAGGUAGCCCAUAAAUAUUAAAUGAAUAUAUCUUGUAAGUAGGAUAAAAAGUAUAGUUUAGCUUUAGCAUUCUUUACCCUGUUUCCAAAGAUAUAAGCAUAGAGAACAUCUAUUUUUAUAAAGAUGGUUAGAUGGUAAAUUUACCUUCGUUUUUUUAGUUUGAUCUCUUCUCUCAAUCUCUAUAAUUUACUGUCUAAAAUUAAUUAUUAGGAAAUAAUUAAAAUUAGCUAAAUCUUAUUAUAAUACUUCUUUGGACUAUCAUUCCUCUUGAUUAGACAUCAUUUUAAUAUUUUUCUGAAGAUUCAAAUGACUUUGCUGUUACAACCCUAGAUUAGUCUGCACUCAUCUAUUAGUAUCUUUAAAAUUAGAAUAUACUAGACUCCAAUAAUAAAGUAAAUCCUAGUUAUGAUUUUAGCAAAGAUUUAUAGUUGAAUAGUUAAUUUAAAAGUUAGCUUGUUAACUCUCAAUUAGUUAGCUAUAAUAUGUAUUAAAUAAUCACCCAAUAAUUAUAAUAAAAAAUAAAUUUAACUUUGAAAAAGUCAUGCUAUUUAAAUCCAAUCAAGUUUUAUGUAGUACCAUCACUAAAAUUUGAUAAUGAAAAAAUCAGCCAGUUUAUCUCAACGAAUUAAAUCCAAUUAGUAUCUGUAACCCUAUAGAUUAACAUUAAGGACGGAAAAUUUGUUUAACUAAUUUAAAGUAGUGUGGUAACUUUUAUUUCACCAUAACAAGAUCAAUUAAAAAUAUAAGGUUCUCUUGAGAAUGUAAACAACGUUUUGUAUAAAAAGGUAAUAUUUUCUAAUAAUACAUAAAUCACAGAAAAUAAUUCUCCAAAUAUAACUAUCACUAUUACAGACAAUACAAACUAUCCCUUAGUUUAAACAUUUAAAAUAUCUAAAAGCAAUUUUAUCAAACUGAAAAAAUAAUUGCAAAUUAAUUAAGAAAAUAAUCUACAAAAAUAAUUGGAAAAUUAAUAUCCGAACAGUGUGCUCUAUAUAGCUUCUGAUGUUUAUAUUUCAUUUUCUUCAAAUUCAUUUUUUGUAGAAGAUAUUUCAUAGCUGAGCUAUAAAUAUUUAUACGAAACAAAAAAUGGAAUAUACGAAUAAAUUCCUCCUGACUUUUGGUUGUAAUAAUAAGAUGAACAGUUAAAUCUAAAAGGUUCCACAACAGCUAAAAUGUAUAGAAAUACUUAUAAAUUUAAAAUAAUAGCUUCUGAUGGAUAUACUCAAGCAGAAGACUAUUUUUAGGUAACUGUUUCAGGGAUAUCUUACUUGUAUAUAACAAAUUUACUGAUUUAGAUAUUAGGGCCUUUAGUUGCAAUCUUAGGUUUGUACAAAUAUAGAGGAAUAUUAUAUAAUAUUAUUUUAAAAAAUAAGAUAACUUAUUCAGAUGAAACAGCAAUUUGUGGAUAAUUGUUUCACAAAGAAAUUGUAAUUUUAGGGAGAACUUAAGAAACCGCAAGAAUAAUUUUAAAUAAAUUAUUCAAAAAUAUUUUAAAUUAAUAAAAAUUUAAAGAAAAUAUAAAAGAAAAAUAUAUCCCUGAAUAGUAUUUUUUUGAAGACAUUUAUAAAAAAAGCUCACAUUCUCAAGAAUAAAUUGAUUUAUUAGAGGAGUAAUAAAAAUAGCAAGGCUCAUAAGAUUAAAUAAUUAAAGGAGAAUCAAUUUAAAAAAAAAUAUAAAUAACAAGUUAAAUAUUAUAAAAGCUUAAAAAACAUAAUCCAAAAUCCAUACUUGAAUAGAGAUAUCUCGAUUAGUAAGGUUAAUUAAGAUUUUCAAAAGUAAUAGAGGACAUCCUUUAAAAUGUAAUAUAUCUGUAAGAAGAAUAUUUUAAUUCUUAUCAAGAAUUUAAAAGUGAAAUAACUGACUAAAAUUCAAGAAUACAUAAGGCUAUAAGAUCUUUAAUUUCAAGAGAUCUUUUAAAUUUAGACAAAAAGACAAAAAAAUUGUAUGAAUUUAUAAAAUAUUAUUGCAUACAAAGUAAUUAAAUUAAUAGAAAUGAUUGGUAUAAAGUUGUUGUAGAUAUAAACUAUGAAUCCAAAGAUAAUUAUUUAAAUUAAAGUUAAAUAUUCCCAAGACUCAAAUUAAAAUGUGAAACUUUAUAUUUAGUUUUUUAGAUGCUAAAUUUAUUACCAAAACAAAUAUCUCAAAAUCCACCAAAAAUAUUUUUUAAGUUUAGCGAGUUAGUAACAGAAUAAAAUUCAAAUUUUAAUUUAUAUUUGCUAAGAGAAGUAUUAUUUGCAGAUGUUUUAGGUUUUAAGUAAAAGAAUCCUUCUCUCUUCUCUCCAUCUGUAGGCUAAUCAAUACAUUUAAAUAUAUGUGAUAUAAGCCAAGUUAUAGCUUUUAAAAAAAGGAAAAUAAAUAAGUGGUUAUAACCAGUAUUUAGAGUGUUGAACAUUGAAUAUACUAAAUUUGGAGCUUUUAAAAAUAUGAGAUUACCUGCUUGGAUGUAUUUAAAUUAAAUGAAUGGAAAAAUAUACUUGCAUGGUGUACCAGAAUAAUAUGAUUCCUAAGAAAUUUAAAUACGAAUUUAUGAUAAUACUGGAUAUGUUAUACGACAAUUCAAUCUGAAAAUUCUAAAUAAUUAUGAACUUAAAAACAAUAAUUUAAAAUCAUAAAUUGAUAAUAUAUAUUCAGUUGCUGAUGAACGAGGAGAAUUAUUUUCUAUUGCCUAAAAUAAAUUAAAGGGUAAUUAAGAAUAAAUAUAUUUUGCUGAUCAAUAAGUUAAGCAUGAUGAAAAUUUUAGAGAUAAUUAUUCAAUUAAUAGUUUAAGGCAAUAAAAAAGAUUACCUUAAUCAAAAUUUAUGGUCAGUUAUUUGAAAAGUUAAAAUUUGGUGUCGCCUAAAGACUUUAUUUCUCACGAUUACCUAAAUCAUAUAAAUAAGUAUGAAUUUAAAAGUAACUCAAAUAGCAAAAAUACCAAUGAAAAUAAUGAAAAUUCUAGGAGUAUCUUUUCUGAAUAUAAUUAAUCUAUCACCUCAGAAGAAUAUUAGAAUUAUAAUUCUUAAGAAACAAAUUAAUUAUGUAUUGAUGAAAUAAAAGAGUGA
This is a messenger RNA of Tetrahymena thermophila SB210, 5253 nucleotides long. RefSeq lists its product as hypothetical. Lineage: Eukaryota; Ciliophora; Oligohymenophorea; Hymenostomatida; Tetrahymenidae. The transcript has a single exon. The record is from RefSeq and is a predicted model, not a curated record.